This is a messenger RNA of Erpetoichthys calabaricus (reedfish), 4903 nucleotides long. It is a transcript of the gene usp31, whose product is annotated as ubiquitin specific peptidase 31. The record is from RefSeq and is a predicted model, not a curated record. Gene Ontology annotation, biological process: protein deubiquitination. Gene Ontology annotation, molecular function: cysteine-type deubiquitinase activity. NCBI's taxonomy places the organism in Eukaryota, Metazoa, Chordata, Cladistia, Polypteriformes, Polypteridae.
CUGUACAUAACCCCUUAUCAGACAUGAACAGGCACUACCUGCGCGAGGCUCCCUACUCCUCACUAGUGGCCGAGUGACGUCAUGACCACCACCGCCCUGCAGAGUCAGUGAUUUCAGCUGAUGGAGCGGCAGCGGCCUGUACUGCUAUGGUUUUGCAUUUUAGCUGGCGCCCCUAGAUUUUUAGCUGGGCGGAAAACGCGCGGUUGGGUGUUCGACUUCUCAGGGAUGUAUUUUCCGCGCGCGUGAUUUUGUAUGCUGAAACGAAGUCCUGGUGGGCCAGCAGCGGGAUUUUCAGGAGCUUUUUAGCGAAAGGCGGCGAGUCUAGCACGCAGGAUACGCCCGCUGUUCCAAGCUCACGUUGAUUUUUUUGCGGUGAAGUGACAAAGAAGCGACACAGGCACACGAGAAUGUCAUUUGAGGGGGAAAGAUCUAACAGUUAGUGAGCUUUUUCUUUUUGCUGACCGCAGGGCAGAUGAAUGUGGAGGGUGACAGUUUGAAUGUUGCAGGUUGUUUGACGCUUAUUUAAAGUACAGCGUGCGCUCUCACACGAGCGAGGAGAAUCGCAAUGGAAGAGCUUUGCGGUUGGGGGCUGCGAAUCUUUGUCGGAGCGUUAGUAAGUGUUGAACUGCUGGACUGAUUCACCGCUUUUGUGUUUAUGCCUACAGGCAUGAAAAUCUGCCGACCAAAGUGUCCGUACUUGGCAGAAACGGCACGCGAGAAAGAUGCCCAACGAAGAAUGCAACUCGACAUAGCAGCUCCGUACUCCCGCAUCAGAAUGGCCCCUUACAGUUGAAAUGCAAAGUACUCGCCACUGAGGCUGCACUAGACAGGCCACACGCUUUUUAUUUAUUUAUACAUUUCAAAAAAUCCUUUGGGGAACUGUCGUCCAGGAUGUCUAAAGUCACCACGAAAGAGAAGAAAUCGUUCAGCAAGAAGUUGUUUCGCAGGGGUUCGGUGAGGUCCGUGGGCAGUUUUAUGAGCAGGGUCCUAAAAACGCUGUCAACACUCUCCCACUUCGGCACUGAAGAGCACGCGACCGAUGAAGAGAAGGAUGACGGCGGCUUCUCGUCCUUUACGACGGGCGGGAGGAGCUCUGUGAAAUCUGACGGUGACGAGUGCCAGGGCUUCCUCUUUAGUGGGGACCGGAUUCCCGGCGUGGCAGGACUAAAGAACCAUGGUAAUACCUGCUUCAUGAACGCCAUCCUGCAGUGUCUCAGCAACACCGACCUCUUCGCCGAAUAUCUCGCCCUGGAGCAUUAUAGAGGGGAGGAGGAGAACGACGAACAGGCCAAAUCCAACGGGGUGCUGUUCGAGAAAAAAACAGCCCACGACAGAGGGGAGGUCACGGAGCAGCUGGGUCGCCUAGUUCGUUCAUUGUGGACAUUUGAAUACACUCCACAGCAUAGUCGAGAAUUCAAAGGUAUUGUAUCAAAGAAUGCUUUGCAGUACCGGGGAAAUGCUCAGCAUGAUGCUCAGGAGUUUUUAUUAUGGCUUCUUGACCGUGUUCAUGAGGACUUGAACAAUUUUAUAAAUCCAAAUGGACGACUCAGAUAAAAGUAACCUCCAUUAGAAGAAGAUGUGGCAUCAGAAGGGCCUUCUCUUCCAGUUACAAGCUCGUUUAUUCAAGAGCUUUUCCAGGCACAGUACAGAUCUUCGUUAACAUGUCCUCAUUGUCAGAAGCAGAGUAACACUUUUGAUCCAUUCCUUUGCAUCUCCCUGCCUAUUCCAUUGCCUCACACCCGGCCUUUGUAUGUGACAGUGGUUUACCAAGGCAAAUGUUCGCACUGCAUGAGAAUUGGAGUGGCAGUACCUCUUUCCAGCAAAGUAUCCAGGCUACGAGAUGCUGUGUCAAUGGAAACAAAAAUCCCUACUGAUCAAAUUAUAUUGACAGAAAUGUUUUAUGAUGGCUUUCAUCGGUCAUUUUGUGAUGACGAUGAUGACUUGGACAGCAUUCAAGAAAGUGAUUGCAUUUUUGCAUUUGAAACUCCUGAGAUUUUUAGGCCUGAUAAGAUUUUAAGUCAAAGAGGGCUACAAUCAAACUUAAAUCAGAACAACUUAAAAUAUUGCUUGGAGCAAAACAGAACAGCUUCAUACAUGCAUGGAGCAGGGAAGUCUUUGAUAACUUCAAAUAAGAAUACAGGAAAUGAGAAGAUAAUUAUACUGGUCUGCAACAGAGCCUGCAGUGGUCAGCAAGUACGAAGGUUUGGUCACCCUUUUGUAUUGCAUUUGGAGCGAACUGUAACAUGGGAUGUGCUUCAGAAAGAAAUUUUGGAAAAAAUGCGACAUUUGUUAAGGCCUGGUGUGUUUAUUCAGGUUGGUCCUUUUAGCUUGCGUGUCGUUGGUGUUGUAGGAAUUACUUAUCUUCUACCUCAGGAAGAGCAACCUCUAUGCCACCCAACUGUGGAAAGGGCAUACAAAUCAUGUGGACAAGGAGGCCCUCCUCAUGUAAAGAUAAUUGUAGAAUGGGACAAAGAAACCAAGGACUAUUUAUUUGGACACACUGAAGAUGAAUAUGUUCCAGACUCUGAGAGUGUACGACAGCAGAGAGAAAUUCACCACCAGCCUCAGGCUUGCACAUUAACGCAGUGUUUCCAGCUGUACACUAAAGAGGAGCAGCUUGCCCCUGAUGAUGCAUGGCGAUGUCCUCAUUGUAAGAUGCUGCAACAGGGCAGCAUUAAACUGAGUCUCUGGACAUUGCCUGAUGUUCUUAUACUGCAUUUGAAAAGAUUCAGACAGGAAGGGGACAGGAGGGUAAAAAUGCAGAACUUGAUUAAAUUUCCCCUGAUGGGCCUGGAUAUGACUCCACAUGUAGUAAAACGCAGCCAAAGCAGCUGGAGUUUGCCUUCUCAUUGGUCACCGUGGCGGCGUCCGUAUGGACUUGGAAGAGACCCUGAAGAUUAUGUGUAUGACUUGUACGCUGUUUGUAAUCAUCAUGGGACAAUGCAUGGAGGACAUUAUACAGCCUAUUGUAAGAAUUCGAUUGAUGGGCAGUGGUACUGUUUUGAUGAUAGUGAUGUUCAACCGAUCUCUGAUGCUGAAGUAUGCAAGCCAGUGGCAUAUAUCUUAUUUUACCAGCGAAGGACUACCAUUCCAUCUUGGUCUGCAAACAGUUCUGUAGCAGGCUCAACAAGCUCUUCUCUUUGUGAACACUGGAUCAAUAGAUUGCCUGGGAGCAAACCACCCAGUGUUGCCUCUGCUGCAUCUUCAAGACGUACUUCAUUGGCUUCACUGUCUGAAUCAGUUGAAUUUACAGGAGAACGAAGUGAAGAUGAUGGAGGAUUCUCAACUCGUCCUUUUGUGAGAAGUGUUCAACGGCAGAGUUUAUCAUCCAGAUCUUCAGUUACAAGUCCUUUAGCAACAAAUGAAAAUGGAAUCAAGCCAUCUUGGUCAUUAUCUGCCAAAUUACAGAUAAGAUCUAACUCUCCAUCAAGAUUUUCUUUAGAUUCAUUUUCCUCCUCCACCUUAGAAAGAAUAGGUGAAGCUACAGAUGACAAAGUGUCCACGUCUUGUUUUGGAAGUUAUAGUAAAUAUGAGCACAAGACAAGUGGUAAAGCACCACUUGCUGUGAUGGAAGGUGUUAUGAGAGAAGAAAACCUUAAUAGAUCUAACAUAAGCCUUGAGGACACUUUUUGUAAACAUUCAUCCCAGAUAGAGAAGAGACUGUCCAAAAUGGAUUCUGAAGACAAUAACAAUCGGAUAACAUCUGUUGAUCAAAGCCUUUCUAGCCGAAGUUUAUCAACAAGAGAAUCAAAACACAGAAGCAAGCCAGGGCCAUCAAAUUACAAAAGCGAUAACACAACAGGAAAAAGAAACCCUACUAAGAUAGUUAAUGAGCAGGACAAAAGUUCGAAGAAAAGACAAACAUCCUCUUCCACCCAAGGGUCCCCUGCUUCCCAGGCAUCUUCCAGUCCUCCAGUGAAAAGUUCAGCUAAAGCAUCUGGCUCUAAAGACAAAGCCGAAUCUUCUAAAGUUGGUAGUCUCAAAGCUGCUUCAUCUAUGUCCCAUUCCAAAAAGGAACACACUCAACACCAGGAAGGUAGUCACUUGAGUAGUGGUCAGCAGAAGCAGAAACACACCUCAAAACUCAGGUCCUCCUCAACUUUGCCAGUUAUUACUAAAACGUCAUCUUUGGGGUCUACUAUUUCCUCUGGGAGAAGUAAGAUGAUGGAAAAGAGCCUGAGCAAAGAAUCUUCUCAAGCGAGCCCCCAUCUUGAAAAGCCAGGUGGGGUAAGCGCUUCAAAAACAAGCAGCAAUGCAAGAGCAUCUGUUGUCAAAUCUAGUGAUAGCAGUAGAAUAGAGCGAAGGCCUGUGAGAAGCUCCAGUAGUAGUAGUUCUGUAACAAGCCUUCGAUCACCCAGUGUUUCUUCCAAGACGGAUCUCAGAAGAAACAGCAAAUCUGAGGACAAAGGAUUAUCAUUCUUCAAAUCAGCACUCCGGCAGAAGGAGACUCGUAGGUCAGCAGAUUUUGGUAAAACAAGUAUUUUGUCCAAGAAGUCCACAGAUGGAAUUUCUAAAUCCACUACUAAGAAUGGCAUGGACGUUAGUGAUGGAACUUGUAAGACUAGUCAAAUUAUAUCUAGUGAAUUACACUCGGCAAAGUUUUCAGCAAAAGAGAAACAAACAGUCAAGGCCAGUACCCUUGUUACACAAUCUCCAGUUUCUUCAAAUAAAUCCAAGUCUUCCAAUUUGGAAACCAGUGCUUCAUUACUAAGUGAGAGAAAGAAACAACCCGAGAAAUCAUCAACUAGAAAACUAGCAGCUAGCAUGCAAUCCUCUGCACAGUCGACCCAAAAGGCUAAGUGACUGUUGGCAAAGAAUUUGUUUAUUCCUGCAAAGUAAUUUCGUUUUAUUUUUUUAUGUGCCUAAUUUAUUUUUUUCUGGAAAAAAUACAUAUUGUAAAUUA